AGAACUCUUGGCUCCAAUUAGGUCCUUCUGUAGCCUGCCAUGAUGGCAGGCUUCUGAAGGGCGAUUUCCACCAUGGGAAUCUCCGCCAUUAUGGCUUCUUUCUUCGCGGGAAGCAAUCAUGUCGCCGAAAAGAGUUGGACACAAUGGCGACAUCAUCGAAGCCCGCGGUCCUCCCGCUGGCAGCGGAGGGAAAGAGCAAGGACCUGUACGCGAUCUUGGAGGUAGAUCGCUCGGUGGGCGUGGAGGCUCUACGGGCCGCCUACCGUAGGGCCGUCCGUCGAGCGCAUCCCGACAAGGGCGGCAGUGCGGAGGCCUUUCUGGCUGUGGCGCGUGCCUUUGAGAUCUUAUCAAACCCAGCUUCCAGGAGUUCCUAUGACCAAGAGCUCGCCACACCGCGAGUCGCCAAGCGAUGCCGAGACGACGAGAUCCGCGGGUCUUCAGCGCGUCGCAAACGGUCGCAGGAGGAGUACCGACUGCAGGAGUCGCUGUCGAGGCUCCGAGAGGUUCUGCAAUCGAUGGAGCUUUGUAGUCGAAAGCGUGGGAUCUCCACUCUGCCCAUGGACAUCAAGACGCAUCUCGCCCAGUUCAUGGCUGACGCGACCCCCACGGACGCCGUCCACACCGCGGUGGACGGUCGGACAGCGCUGUCCAGCUCGCUUCGACUUCGAGCAAUGUCAGUGAAAGGGUGCAAGAAGUACAGUGCGCAGAUGGAUCUUGACUGCUUGCGCAGCUACACGCGCCACGUGGCCUUCGACGUGGCCCUGGAGCAGCAGCUCAUCCUCUCGGAUCUCAGGGACAAGCUUUUCAUGGCAGAUGAGGUCGACCCGUCGAUCUGGGCGCCACCCUUCAAGGUCUGCGAGAUCAUCCGACACGUUCUUGCAGCACAUGGGACAUGCGAAAAGCAGCUGGGUCUCAGCGUCUUUGUCCAGCUGCGAGCAUCUGAGUGGGUGGCCAACCGCUACAGUUUGACCAGUCCGGUGAUGUGCUUCGCCAAGGCGGUGAAGCUCCGCUGGCGCCUGAAGAGCGCGCGGACCUGGCCCGAGCUGCGCGAGGAGUGGCUGCAACUGCUGCAGAGCGGACGUCGGAGGCUGGACGAGGCAGCUGCCGUGCAGUUGGUGGACGCCGCGCGGCGGCAGUUUUUGCAGCAGAAGUUCCAGAAGGCCGUGACCAAGGUGUCACAGGCCCUGGACGUACAAACGCGCACGAAGAUGCCCAAGAUCUCCGAGCCGCCGCAGGCCAGCCACAAGUGGUGCUGAACAAGCGCCAUUGGUGUAGACCUCAGAUGCCAGAACAGCGCAUCACUUUCCGGUUCGCCAUUGCCCCACUCUGCCAGUUUGGCGCUUCUACAGCACCAAUCAUCUGGCGCUUGCGCAGCACCUUUUUAGGGGCGCUUCUUCAGCCUACCUGAGCGCGGAAGUUUUGAAGAGCCAUACAACGGCAGCCCAAGAGGGCUUUGAGACUUUCAAUAUGGGUCACUUGCAGCAAAGAUGGGAUUCUGAAGUGCCACUUGCUAGUGAUGACUUCGCUGCAAGUGAAAGCUCCCAUGAAGUCUAGUGAGUUUGGUAUAAAUCCAAAGCAGGCGAGUGGUUGGACAGGACUCGCCGGCUCAAGCAGACGCAGUCUUUGCUUCCUGCGAACGCAUGUGCAGGAAGCGUUCCAGGGAAUUCGAGUGUUGGCCAUAGCACAGGUUCGGUAUCCCGUGGCAACAGACAGGCC
Molecule: messenger RNA, 1716 nt
Organism: Durusdinium trenchii
Lineage: Eukaryota; Dinophyceae; Suessiales; Symbiodiniaceae
Source: the annotation of a GenBank genome assembly